AUGGGAGCCUCCACACCCCCUGGAAUUGGUGAAGAACAAGUGGAGGGGUCGGCCCCUCCACCAUAUUCGUUGGUUGCCGACGGUGGACUUGUGGCAGAAUCGGGGAACGUCCAAGGGGACGGCCGGAUUGAUGUGAACCUGGAAUCCAAGAUCGCGAGAACCCUCGCCAAAAUCAUCGACUUGCAGCAAGAAGACAUCCAGAAUCCACCUCCCGACUAUAUUGACCCUACCAAGAAAGUGACGUCAUGCGAAUUUAAUCUCAGCAUUGUCAUCCAAAUCGUCGGAAGUCGUGGGGAUGUGCAGCCUUUCAUCGCGCUCGGAAAUGCGUUACAAAAGCAUGGUCAUCGGGUCCGAAUUGCCACACAUGAUGUCUUUGCAGACUUCGUACACGAGUCAGGAUUAGAGUUCUUUCCCAUUGGCGGAGACCCUGCAGAGUUGAUGGCAUUCAUGGUCAAGAAUCCCGGUUUGAUUCCACAAAUGAAGACACUCCGCGCAGGGGAGGUGCAAAGAAAACAGGCUAUGGUAGCGACGAUGCUCGAUGGAUGCUGGAGAUCCUGCAUUGAAGAUGACCCAGUCACGAAACAGCCAUUUGUUGCAGAUGCCAUAAUUGCCAAUCCCCCUAGCUUUGCGCACGUUCACUGUGCGCAGGCUCUAGGCAUUCCAGUCCAUUUGAUGUUUACAAUGCCAUGGAGCAGUACCAAGGCGUUUCCACAUCCUCUCGCCAAUCUAAAUCCGUCUUCUAUGGAUCCUCGGACUGCAAAUUGGGUUUCUUAUGGAGUUGUUGAGUGGUUAACAUGGCAAGGGCUCGGAGAUGUGAUCAAUCGAUGGCGGGUCUCAAUAGACUUGGAGCCCGUUCCCGCAACAGAAGGGCCUUCCCUCACCGAGACAUUGAAGAUACCCUACACAUAUUGUUGGUCUCCUGCCCUUGUGCCGAAACCACGGGACUGGCCAGGUCACAUUGAUGUCUGCGGAUUUUUCUUUAGAGAUCCCCCAUCAUAUUCCCCACCCUCGGACCUAAGGGAGUUCCUGCAAGCUGGCCCCCCUCCCGUCUAUAUCGGCUUCGGCAGUAUUGUGGUUGAUGACCCUCAAAAGCUAAUAGACACCGUUGUCAUUUCGGUGGUAAGGGCAGGUGUACGUGCAAUCAUUUCAAAGGGUUGGAGUGGGCUAGUUGCAAGUCGAAACUCGAAUAUCUAUUAUAUUGACGACUGUCCACAUGAGUGGCUCUUUCAACAAGUCGCUGCAGUGGUUCAUCACGGAGGCGCAGGAACUACUGCUUGUGGUCUCCAAAAUGGGCGACCGACAGCUAUCGUGCCUUUUUUCGGCGACCAACCCUUCUGGGGCAAUAUGGUUGCUAGAGCCGGCGCUGGACCCAAACCUAUUCCAUUUUCAUCUCUCAAUUUUCAGACGCUGACAGCUGCUAUCCAAUUUUGCCUCACCCCAGAGGCAACAGAAGCCGCACGUAAGUUGGCCGUCAAAAUGCAGACCGAAUCGGGUGUAACGGCAGCUGUGGAAUCAUUCCAUCGAAAUCUCCCCGUGGACAAAAUGAGAUGUAGUUUGAUGCCCAACCAGGUUGCAGUCUGGAGAUACAAGAAAGGCAAAACCAACGUGAACCUAUCAAAUGCAGCCGUGCAGAUCUUGAUUGAACACCAAAAGAUAGAUGAAAAACGUCUUCAGUUCCACCUUAUCAAUCCAAUCAUCAUUGAACAUCGCCGCUGGGAUCCUCUAACUGGAAUGUUGGCUGCAGCUACCAAAACCGGGUCAAGUAUGCUCGGCUCGACCGCUGAUAUGAUUUACAACCCAUACAAGGAAUACAAACGCGGUCGUUCUCCAAACACAUCAGCGAGGGCCUUGCAAGCCCCAGCGCAUCCUGGCAGCCCGCUUUCACGGGAACCCUCGUCAACAAGGAUAUCUGCUGCCGAUGAAACAAGUUCACAUAAUUGUCGGACACCAUCCGUUGGACCUGGGUCCGAAAAUGGACCCGACGAAAGCAGAAAUGGGUUUUUGGUCGCAGGCAGCAUGCUAGGCGCUACAAUGAAAGGCUUUGGCAAAUUCACCGGAUCAUACUUCAAAGGGGUGAUAGUUGACAUUCCACAUGCCACCGCAGAAGGAUUCCGACAGGUUCCUCGGCUGUAUGGGGAAAAGCCCAAGGAUUACGGCGGGGUUCAGGAUUGGAAAUCCGGUGCUAUCGUUGGUGGCAGGAAUUUCGUGGAUGGCAUGACUGAUGGAUUCACCGGUCUCUAUAUGCAACCUAUCAAUGGGGCGAAAGAGGAGGGCGCUUUGGGUGCGGUCAAGGGUUUUGCCAAGGGCACUAUUGGGCUUGCCACGAAGGUCCCCUCCGCCGGGCUCGGACUGGUGGCUUAUCCUUUCCAAGGAAUUACUAAAAGUAUUGAGGCAGCUUUCCGUACACAAAGUCGCAAGGCCAUUGUGAGUGCACGGCUAAAGGAUGGGUAUUAUGAAGCAAGCAGGAUGCAGAUGACUGAUGAAGAGCGGCGCGAGAUUCUGCACUCAUUUGAUCGAUUCUUUUACUCACCGGAUACAUGA
Messenger RNA from Penicillium mononematosum, 2541 nucleotides. Its product is annotated as putative sterol glucosyltransferase. The coding region runs from base 1 to 2541 and encodes 846 amino acids. Gene Ontology annotation, biological process: carbohydrate metabolic process. Gene Ontology annotation, molecular function: hexosyltransferase activity; UDP-glycosyltransferase activity. The record is from RefSeq and is a predicted model, not a curated record. Lineage: Eukaryota; Fungi; Ascomycota; Eurotiomycetes; Eurotiales; Aspergillaceae. The transcript has 7 exons.